Messenger RNA from Cinara cedri, 6433 nucleotides. Lineage: Eukaryota; Metazoa; Arthropoda; Insecta; Hemiptera; Aphididae. The record is from the annotation of a GenBank genome assembly.
AUGUACCAAUGUAUUUUCUGCUUGUUUGGUUCUGAAUUUAACGAUUUAAUGAUGAAUCAUUUAGCUAUGGAACAUUUUGAAUAUGAAUCUGUAUGUUUGGAGCGUUCUCUAAAAUCGGACAGUCUUGUAUGAAUAUUUAAAUUUAAUAUGUUUUAUAAUCAUAUUUAAUUAUUUAUAAUUACCACUAUAGGAUUCUUCAAAAGUUGAAAAUCUAAAAAUUAUAAGAUUAACACAAACUAUAGACAGUGGUUUGUUAGAAAUAGUAAAUGUAACGCCUGAAAUGAGUUUUUUGCUUGAAAAUCCUGAAAUGCUUGAUGAUAACGAUGAAGUUUCUGCCAAGCGAAAACUUUCUGUGGAACAUUUAUCCCAAGAGUCUAUUGAUUGGCCAAGAAAUAAGCGCCAACGAAAAAUGUCUGUCGAACAUUUGACUGAAGAGUCUAAUGAUGGUCCAAAUAAGUUCAAACAGACUGUUUUUCCAUUUAUUGAGUUGAAUAAGUUAUUUGUUUGUAAAGAAUGUGGUAUGUUUGAUUUGUAUUUAAAUUGGCUAUAAAUAUUAACAUAAAAGAAACUAAAGUUUUUCGUUUAACAUUUUUUUUUAUGUAGAUAAAGUUUUCUUAAAUAGUAAAGACUACCAAAGACAUUUAGAAAAUUUUCCAAAAUCAAAUGAGCACAAGAAGUGUGUAUUUUGUGAUAAGUACUUUAAAACACCCUAUCAAAUGACAGAACACGUGAAAUGUCAUGGGCCAGAUCGCUUUACAUGUAAUAUAUGCUAUUUUAUGGCACCAUCUUGUCAGUCUAUUGGAUUCCAUAUGAAAAAUGAACAUGAAAUCGGGAAUUUGGAAUUAAUACCUGUAAAUUCUAAAUGUACAGACAUAGAAAUAGAUAAAUUUAUUGUUGAUCGUAAGAAAUAUAAAAAAAAGAAGUAUCAAAAAAUACUACCAAAGGAAUGUAAUAUUAGUUUUAAAUGUGGUGAAUGUCUCUUGACCUCUGUCGAGAAGAAUUCGAUACUAUCACACAUAAAGGAUAUUCAUAAUAUUGACAAAUAUGAGGUACAUAAAGUAAAUUCUUCAUCCAUUGGUGGCUUUAAAGAACUAUACGAAAUUAGAAAAAUUAAUUCUUCUAAUGAACAAAUAAAAACCAAAAGACUAGAUCAUAAUAAUUUGUUUAAUGUAAGUGAUCAUGUUUUAAUUUGUUAUAAUUAAUUUUUUUAAAUUAAAUAUAAUCCUGUAAUAUUUUCUUUUAUAUUUACUGUUGUAAGAAUUGUGUAUGUUAUAUUGUUUAAUUAUUGUAUUAUUCUGAUUAUUUAUUAGCAAAAUAUUGACAAAAAUGAUUCUGCAAUACCAAAAGUUAUUGUUGAAGAUAAAAACACCAAACAAUUUUCACCUGAUACCAUUGACAAUAUCCCAAUGACGCAUAUCUUCUUAAAUCCUAUCGGAUGUUCACUGUGUACAUAUAACACAAAGGUGCGAUCUAAUUUAAUUCUUCAUUUAAAUAUACACAAAAAUGGACAGUGUAUUAUAACUAAGGAGAUUGUUAAUCCAGUACCUUCUAUUGAAAAUUCAGAACUUAUGUUUGAUAAAAUGAUAAAUCUGUCUGCCAGUUCAUAUGAAGCUAUGAUUUCUGAAAAGGUGAGAAUUUGUUUUAUACAAUAAUUUUUUUUUACAAGUUAUCUUUGUUUUUAAAAUGGACUAAUACAUAUACUUGUUGAAAUUAUUUUACAGACGAAAGUUGACAAGUUGAAUACAAAAAUUGUUGAAGUUUCUCCCAUAAAUAACCUAAACACUGAGUUAUUUCCUCAGUUCAUUCCAAAAAAUAAGCUUUUUCAAUGUUCAGAAGGGACUUGUAACCAACAAUUUUUUUUGAAUGCAGAUUUACUCAAGACACACAUGUCAAUAAUUCAUGAAGACUUCCAAUUUUAUUUGUGAGUAACUUAUAAUAACAGUAGAAAUUUGAUUAACAUCACUCUAUAUUAUCCAUCAUUAUCGAAAAAAAAACAAAACGUAAAUAGUUUGUCAUUGGAUUGACGGUUUUUUUGGUUUUUUUUAUAUAUCGGUAUACCGGGUUUUUUUUAAAUACCGCUGAAACAGUAUACCGUUUUACCGAAGUAAUACCUGAAGUAUAUGUUAUGAGUUGACGAUUUAUUAUUAAUGGUAUACCGGUUAUUACUGAAAUAGUUUAAAUAUCGCAUAAGUAAAUACCGUAAGACGGCUUCUCACUGCUCCGUGAUAACGUGAAUCAUAAUUUUAAACUAGAUGUGGGGCGGUAUGUGAAAUUUACCCACCAGUAAUGUAAUUUCGGAAUGUGUUUACAUACCGGUUUUUAACGGUAUACCAGUAUGUCAGUAUGUAUCAAUAAAUACCAUAUAGACAAUAUAUACUACUCGCUCGGUAAAUGCAUUCAAACAAUAAAUACCGCUAAUACAGUUUUUAAUCGACAAAUUGAUAGAAUAUAGUUGAAACUUCAGAGCAUGUAUAAUUAUGCUCCUUAGAAUAGUGUAUAGCAUAAAAUGUCGCCUAUUCAGGAGCCACCAUUAUGAGUCCAAUUGUGUCUUCUGUGAUUUAUCUUAUGAUAAUCAGAAAACAUAAUUUAAGAUAAACUGGUGGAGUUUGGAGUCCCUCUCUUAUUAUUUAUUGUAUAAAUGAGACUCAAAAUAUAGUUGUGAAAAAAAAAGUGAAUUUAUUCUGUGAUCGGGAUUCGGGACGAUACAGCUAGUUACAAAAAAUAUGUAGCCCAGUACCAGGAAUAAUAUUUUUUAGUUGUACAAUGCUAUAUUAAAUAUUUCUGUUUCAAUGUAGUAUGCUACUUUUUUGCUAUAAUUUUUUCAUUUUAAGUUCUUGCAUUCUUAAACUCCAGGUUCAUUACAAAUAAAACAAAUUGUUUAAAAGAGUAUAACCCACAAAAAAGUAUGCAUAUCAUUUUAUGUGUUUCCCAAAAAUAUAUAAAAGACAAUAAAGAUUAAAACUAAAAAGUGUCAUAAAUUAUAAACGAUAAAAAUAAUCUAAGCUAAAAAUUUGUAAUUUUUGUAUAUUAAUAGUUUUUCAAUAAUAAAAAUUGCCUGUAUAUUAGAUAUAACAAAGUUAAAAAGACGUCCUAGAAUAAUGGGUACGGGUGCAGCCACUGUUAGGUAUAGAUAAUUUAAUGUAUAUCUGCAAGCAAUGAUUACCCAAUGCUCACAAAAAAAAAAAAAGAGAUUUUGAGCGGAUUCAGUUGAUAGUGAUGAUUUUUCAACAAUAUAUAUGACAUUUUAUAGUAAAAUAAUUAAAUAGGCAUAAUAUAUGUUUUUGAUAAUAUUUUUUUAAUGUAGUAGCGAUUUUCCCAAUUUUCCUACGUUGUUCCCGGUUUUCUAAUGUUUUAUCCCGGUUUUUCACACUUGCUGGGAAAACUCCUAAGAAAAUCGAAAAAUGACAUGUCUUAAGUACCUCCUUAUUGAAAUUUCCUUUUAGAAACAUUGCUAUCAUUAAAAGUUGGAGAAAAAUUUCUGGUAGAAAAGUUGUUCAUAGAAAAAAAGAAGGCCAUAUUAUAUUUCUAAUACCUAUAUUUUUUAUAUUUUCCUGUUUUUUUUUCAGUUUUUCAAAUUCGAUGAGAAAACUUUUGAGAAAUCAAAAAAUGGCUUCCUUAAAAAAGUACAUCCCACACCGAUUUCCUUUCAGAAAAAGUACUAUAUUUAGAAAUCUCAGCAAUUCUCCCGGUAGAAAAGUUGUUAAUAGAUAAAAAAAAAUUUAAAAAAAACAUUUUUUUAAAACUAUAGGCUCCUUCGCUCCAUUCUAUAUCUACAAUUAAAAUAUGAAAUAUAAUAUUAGUAUUAUCUAUCCUACUCCUUUUUUUCGUAUUACUUUAUACAAACAGUGAAAUAAAAAUUAAGAAAAUUGUAAUUUGAUCGAUUAAAUGUUAUCAAAUUAAAUACAUAUACAUCAUCAGUUUACCAAAAGAAGGGGAUUUUUCUCUAAAAAUACUUAUUGUUUAGCAUGGUCUUCAGACAUCAAGUAUCGUUUGGUUGUAAAAGCAUUUCCUCCAUAGCUAAAUAAACUUUCACAUGGUACAUGACUCACCAGUAUACCGAAAAUACCACUAACUUUAAUUUAAACCAUAUCAUGGUAUAAUACCGUGUUGAACCUACCCCUUACAUAGAAUAAAAUGUUUUGAAUCAAUUUUCAGUCUUAUAAGUUAUACUGGUUAUGAUUCUAUGUAAUAAUAUGAAUUAUUAUAUAAUAGGUUCUAUUUUUGUAAUUGUACUGUUUACCGAUGAAAAUGCGUUUAUCGAAUCAUACAUGGUAUGAGAGUGACUUUGAUAAAUAAUAACGUACACUGAAUACAUCGAGUCAUCAAUAUUGUACCUAUUAAUUUAUUAUAUUUAUUAUUAUUUAUUAAUAAUAAUGUAUAACGGCGACGAUUACGUAUUACUCAUACGUAAUACGUAAUUUCUUUUAUAGUAAGAAGAAAAGUAAAAUAGUAAGUAAAAGUAAGGUAUUCUGGUAUUACGGUUUCUGGUAUAUAACGGUAUUAUGGUAUAUCGAAUUUAAUACCCCAAUACUAGAAUAUUUCAAUACAGUCAACCCUAGUUUGUCAUCGCAGUUAACUCGCUGCAAUGUGAGCAUGUGUAGACUAUAAAGGGUUAAAUAUUUUGAAAUAUCCAACAUGUGCGAUAAACACCACAUGAGUUAAACAAUUUGACCACUUUAAAUACUUACAUAGUAAAAUUAAUGCGUUUAUUGCAAUAUGUCGGUUAAUCGACAUAGUCCUUGGCCUGAUAGUGACGGUUAAUCGAGGUUUUACUGUACUGUAUUUUAGAUAGUUUUUUAUAAAAUAUAUUUAUUUUACAGAUGUCCACAUUGCCAACCAAAUUCGAUCACAACUAAAGAAGUUAAGAUAAAUAACAUUGAUUUUCAUUUAUUGCAUCACACUGAAAACUUGUUUAAAUGCCAAUAUUGCGAUUAUAUAGAUUUUAAUAGAGAUGAAAUGAGAAAACAUAUGAGAAAAACCCAUCUACCACUAAUAGUUAGGGAAAACCAAUACAAUAUAAUUGUAAUCAGACAAUCAAAAAUAGAAGAUUAUUCUUUUGACAGAAAUAUAAUCGAAGGUAUAUUAUUUUAUAAUUUUCAUUUAUAUUCUUACUUAUAUUUCUGAGUACAAUUAUCUGUAGCUCAAUGGAUCUGCAAUUUAUGUACUUACAUUAUUAAAUAUACUGAAAUUAUAUAACAUCUUUUUUUUCCUCAAAAAGUAACGAAAAUGUAUAGAUGUCCCAUGUGUUCAUUUGAAGGAGAUGCCAAUUCUAAACAAUUUGAAGAACAUUUUAAAGAACAUCAUCCUAAUGUAGCAGACAAGAACCAAAAAGUAUGCGAUAAAGUAAGUAUAAUUUUACUUGAACAAUCAAAAUAAAUAUGUAAUACAAAAUAUAAAUAAUUUUCAUUUUGUAUGUGUUAUACUUUUGUUUUGAUUUCAAAUUAAUUGUUAAAUUAUUCCUAAUCCACUAAUAACUUAACAAAAUUAAAUAUUUAUUUUUUAUUAUUAAGAUUACUGAUGCAGAACAGCUAGCUAUACAAUCCAAUAAUCAUAUGGGUAAUACAAUAAACAAUCAGGAACAGCGAGCUUUAGAAAGUAUUGACCCACGUAUGCCACUUUCUUGUAGAGGAAUUCCUAUUGAAUCAAAUUAUACAAGUGAAUCUCGAUUUGUAUCAAAGAAUCCAAAAUCAGCUAAACAGUCUCAAGUUAAAAUUAAGCCAGAAAUGUUUCAAAAUGAUUUUAAAGAGGAUGAUAGAUUAGGAUCAAUAUCUAAAAGUGGCCAAUUUGUGUGUCCUAAGUGUAAUUCAUUCACGACCAAAUCUAUAAAGAUUUUCCGUGAUCACUUAUAUAAAGAAAUUGAUAGUAAAAAGUAAACAAAUAAUUAUUCAUUUUCAUAUUAAUUCAUUUUUGAAAUAAAAAUAAUAUAAAAUUUUAAAUUUUUUGUAGAUGGAAAUGUAUGAAAUGUUUUUUAAUAUGUAAUUCCGCACAGAAAAUGUCAUGGCAUAUAAAAAAGCAUGAAUUUGGUACUAAGUAUGAAAAAAUGGAAAAUACUGCAAGAUUCAAAUGGGUAAAAUAAUAUUAUUUUUGUUUUAUUUUUUGAAGACAUUUUUAAAAAAAAGUACUGAACUAGGCUUAUAUAUUUUUGUUUAGGUUGACCGAGUAAUUGAACACCAAUAUCAUUUAUCUAUAGAAUUUAAUAAACAAAAAACAAAAGAUAUAAUAUCUGUUGGACGGACAGUAGCUGUUACAAACAAAAUGACUUUAAAAACAGUACGAUUUCGCUUUAAAAAUAGUAUAAACAAUAAUAUUAUUUAUUUCAUUUCAUUUUUAGAAAAAAGAUUUUUCUCCUGAAAAAAAGGUUGUGGAUUCUUCAAUCACCCCACAAAUGAGCGUUGAAGUCAUUAAUUUAUUGAAUGAUUUUGAUGACGAAUAA